This is a messenger RNA of Seminavis robusta, 1119 nucleotides long. The record is from the annotation of a GenBank genome assembly. NCBI's taxonomy places the organism in Eukaryota, Bacillariophyta, Bacillariophyceae, Naviculales, Naviculaceae.
UGGGUCCCGUAAGACUCUUCAGAGCCAGCCAGGCAAAGAAUUCGUCCUGAGCUCUCGUCUGCAGCCACCAUGGCGGUCGGUCAGACACAACUGGUGGGUAUCUUGCGCCGCAGUCAUUAUUUGUCACCUCCAAGCCGACAAACCCAAAGCCGUGAAAAUCCUCGAAGCACAGCAACUUGAUCAAUCCAGAGCUAUCCAUUAUCUAGGUAGCCGAAGCUGCUGCCCACAACUCGUUCAUAGAAGAGGCGAAUCAAAGACAGCGAUCGUCUGGCAGCACACAGUCGAGUCAAGCUUUUGAUACCGCGACUGAGGGAGAGCACCUGGCAAGAUCCAUAAAACGAAGACAAGAGACAAGAAAAAGUGAAUUGAACCAUGGGAGGCUAUCUUUCUGUUCAGUUGGGAACUGUGUGGGCCAAGCUAGCUGGCAAGAAGGACUAUCGUAUUCUGAUGCUGGGUCUGGAUGCGGCGGGCAAGACGACGUUGCUGUACAAACUCAAGCUAGGCGAAGUGCAAAACACAAUUCCCACAAUUGGUUUUAACGUGGAGCAAGUCGAGUAUUGUAACAUUUCAUUCACCGUGUGGGAUGUGGGUGGUCAAGACAAGUUGCGUAUGCUUUGGAGACACUACUACAAUGGGGUGGAGGGGCUCAUUUUUGUGGUAGAUUCCAACGACAUUCAACGUAUCGAUCUGGCCAAGGACGAAUUGACUCGAUUAUUGGCAGCGGAUGAACUCUUGAAUUGCACCCUGCUUGUCUUUGCCAACAAGCAGGAUCUGCCCAAGGCAUUGGAUGCCCAAACCUUGUCAGGAAGACUGGGGUUGUCAGCAUUGUCCAAUGUCUGGUAUAUCCAGCCUUGUUGCGCCUCGGAUGGUACCGGUUUGUACGAAGGAUUGGAUUGGUUGUCCAGUGCUCUGGCGAAACGAUAAAGCGACAACCAACACUGAAGCAGCUGACUAGCAUAAUAUGGAUGCCUUUGUUGUCGUUUUCGAGACAAAAACAACGGCAUCAUAAUUCAACCCUCCCCUCGCGCUAUGCGGUCCCAUCUCGAUCUUCGUCGUCGUUACAUUUUAUCCCCUUACACAUCUUUGAUUAUAAUAAACUGGUAAAAUUGUUGUUUGUUU